Messenger RNA from Amoebophrya sp. A120, 9840 nucleotides. The record is from the annotation of a GenBank genome assembly. NCBI's taxonomy places the organism in Eukaryota, Dinophyceae, Syndiniales, Amoebophryaceae.
UUGUUUCGAGGUGGAUUGCGCAAGAAGUGCUGGAAGCAUUCACCCUCUUGAUGCGUUUUCCAUGAUGGCGGUUCGUGGUUCGUAAGAAAAUGUGCCCCGUCGUGAGCCAUAUUAUGGAUAAAAACAGCGUCCAGCAUGAGCAAUUAGAAGUGCGUUGAGUAUACAAAAUUACCUUCAGCAAGUAGAUGUAAAAGAUGAAGACCAUGGAUUUCGAGUCGCGGCGGCGCGCGUUCAAGCAGACGCAGGACUUGUAUGACAGUGCACAACUUCCCCUCCCCCACUUUUGUAUAGCAUGAACGGCAACAGAAGCAUCAGCAAGAAUGCCGGUUUUGCAUGACAAAUUUACACUGGAGUGUAGUGCUGUUUGAGCUUCCAGAACUUGUCAUGCGAACAGUGCUAAGAGGCAAAGCGUGAAUUGGGUAUUUUGCAUGACAAAUGAGGGGGAGGGGGAGUUGUGCACUGUCAUAACUUGAACGACGUGCGACGGAAGCGCGAAGACGAGGAAGUGCAGCUGCGGAAAACGGAAAAGGAGGUGCUCCUGCAGAAAAAGCGCCGGGAUUGCCGCAGCGAUGGUUGUAGUACACCAGCAGCUCCGGCGUCCACCUCGACUUCCUGUGCAGCUGCAUCCUCUUCCACCACGGAAACAAGCAUGGGUAGUACUUCUACCCACGGUAAUUAUAACAGCGCGGCAAGUAGGACAACCUCGAACAACAGUUGUGCCAGUGCUUCCAAUUAUACCGCACAGAAGAUUUUAGGGCAGAGGAACACGCUGCUUUCGACAACCGACGAAGAGCACAGUUCGGGAGCGAUGAAUUCAAAAAUGAGUCUGAAUCUGAAUGCGAGUGCAAGUGCACAUCUUCAACUGCAGGCGACAGAUCAACAUGGUGCAGCUGUUGGCAAUAAUAUUAACUCGCCUUGUGUGUUCCGUGACCAUCAUGAUCAUGGCCCGCCAGAAGACUGCUCCCCAUUACUGCAUAUGCACUGCAAGAGAUAUAAUGUCUGGAUUUGGAAGGUUGCAACUUGUCAUGCUAAAUCUGGAUCGUGCCAAAAAUAUGUGUUGCAUGAAUUAAUACCAAAAGAUGUCCACUUUCGAACAAGUUCAGAGGCAGUUUGUCAUGCAGGAUAGGGAUGAUAGAGGUUUCACAGAAUCUGUCAUGCUAGGUCCUACAUGCCAGACCUCAUGGGUCAUGGAAAAUCUGCGCCACAAGUCUUGCAUUCUUCCAGACCUAGACAUAUUUGCAGUUUAUACUGCAGUGGUUCGAGAACGCGACAACGGCACAGCUCUGCAAAAUUAUAACAGUUCACAACUCCCCCCUCCUCAUUUGUGAUGCAAAAUCCCAAGUCUAAACUUCGCCUCUUGGCACUGUUUGCAUGACAAGUUCUGGCAGCCCAAACACCACUACAAUCCUGUGAAAAUUUGUCAUGCAAAAGCUGCACUCUUGCAGGCCCGUCUAUUGCUGUUCAUGCAAUACAAAUGAGGGGGAGGGGGAGUUGUGCAGUCUCAUAAAAAUCGUGUUACAGGCAGACGACAACGGCGAGAUUGUUGAAGAAGGCGUAACAUUGCCGCAGUUCGGCAACUACCCUAAUUCCACCGGUAGUACAACUUCUGCGAUCAUGGGUACGAUGAAGACAGGAGAUGCCGCUUCUUCAGGAACUGUAGUUCCUGAAAUAAACAACAAGCUUGUUCUCACUGGCACCACGAAAUCUGCAUCCAGUUCGACGGGUGGAAGUACUACAACUGUGGCGCCCACGAGUGGUACAUUCAUCCGACAUAUCAACUGCAAAUAUGUAGUCUGGGUCUGGAAACUUGUGAUGCUGAACUGUGGAUGGCUGAAAUAUUUGCCAACGCAGCCAAGCAUGACAAGUUUGCAGAUCGCUUUCUCAUGCUCAGUACGCAUGGGAAACUGCGCUUUUGUAUGACCAAAGAGGGCGUCUUUUUGUUUAGUCAUGCAAUACAGAUUUUACAGGAAUGUAGGACUGGCAUGACAAGUUCCAUGUUUCCAGACCCAGACAUAUUUGCAUUGCAUCCGACACCCACCUUCCAACCCGCACACGCCAAUCAGCAAAACACGGGUGAAAGUCCUGCACGCGGUCACGGAGCUGCGGAAACGGCGUAUCCUAUGUAAAAACAUCCCCACACCAUAGUCAAGGUGGGAAGUCUGCAACACAAAUUCCCAAGUUUUGGGAGUUCUGCAUGAUAAGUUUCCAUCUGCAGUGUAGUGCUGGCGAGCAAGGAAAGCCGCAUAAGAAAGCCUAAUUUCUGAUCCUGUUUACAGCAUUACAAAUGGCAAAACACGAUUGGAAAUUUUGCCUCCCAUGGAGAUGCGCAUUACAGAUGUUCCUGUCAUUGUGCAUCCGCAUGACAACUCUGGGGUGGGGACGUUUUUACACAGGAUACGGCUGUCGCGGCCGGAAAACCCCCCGAUCCAGGAAAUUUUGGACUACGGGCUGCAGGUUGCAGCGGCUGCAAGUAAGAGUAGUAGAAAUGGAACAGGUGUAAUAUCGGGAACAACUACAACAUGUGGAGAUCAUACAGUGGGAAGCUGUACCUCCAAUGGCAAUAGAAAUUGUCCUGAGCAAGGUCUUCAAUAUCAUGGCAAGAAUCACUGCAUCAGGAAGAUGGUGACGAUCAUGCUGAAUACCGACGAUCACAAACUGAAAUUCGAGCUGGCCUAGGCAGGAGAAGAACUGUGGUCUAGUCAGUGUAAGAUGAACUCUCUUGGAGUGACAGCAUGACAAAUUUGCUGUGCAUGAUAGAAAAAAUCUGUGAUGCAUGGUUACUACGUGAUGAAAUUGCAAUUGCAUGUGAAAAGUAGCGGGCCUCAUGGCAGCUGUCUCUGGCAUGACAAGUAUAUGUUACUGUGUUGCUUUUUCUGCGUCACAGAUGAAUUUACACUUCUUUGCACAGUUUUUUUCUUGCAUAUAAUCUGGACUUUGACCAACAUCGCCAGCGGGAACUCCGAGCACACGAAUGCUGUUGUUGAGUCGGGCGGUUUGGAGGCGUUUUUGCAGAUCUUGAACAGCCGAUCGGCGUUGCGCUCCGAGCUGUGUGAGCAGGCGAUUUGGGCGUUGGGAAACAUCGCGGGGGACGGCCCGGUGUUGCGGGACAAACUACUGGAGAGAAACGCCAUCAAAGUUCUCCAGAACAUUUGCUCCGCUGUGACGCAAUUGCAGUGGAAUGACAAGGAGAAGACUGACGUGCUGCGAAACGUCAUGUGGCUCAUGAGCAACCUGUGUCGGGGAAAGGUAGAAUAUCCUGAGUAAAAACGUAUCCACACCAGAGUUGUAAUGCAGAUUUGCAAAGACAGGAAGACUUGUAAUGCGCAUCCCCACGAGAGCCAUUUCCAGUCGUGUUUUGGAAUUUGUGAUGCUGUGAACAGGUUGAGCAGAUGAAUCUGUGAUGCGGCUGCACUUGCUAACCUGCACUACACUGCAGAGUACAACUUGUCAAGCGUGACUCACAAAGCUCCUAGGUUUGUGUUGCAAAAUCCCCAUCCUGGCUCUGGUGUGGGUACGUUUUUACUCAGGAUAUAGAAGGAAAUAAAUUCAAUAUGUUUUUUCAGAUUUCAUGAUCAGCAGCCGCUGCGGCUGUGGUCUCUGUCUCAUCUAACUAACUUUAAGUGUGCACAGCACCUCCAUCACCACGCUUAGACUUCUGCAGCAUAAUUCCGGAUUUAUUAUUUUUCACACGAUAAAAAAUCUUUAUCUUCCUGAAGGCGAUAGAUGUAGAGCUUAAGUCAGUGCAGCCAUCUCGUCGUCUUCACUGAACAGCUAUCAAAUGCAAAAAUGUCUGGGUCUGGAAGAGUGCAAGUUUGUCAUGCUUGUCUGGCAUGACUCGAGAAUCUGUGUUGCAUAGCCACGAAAAGGCCCUCUUACCUGUCAUGCAAAAACGCAGUUUGCCAUGCGGAACACGUAAGAUAUGGCAGCCAAAAAAUUUGUCAUGCAUAGCUGCGUAUUGCAGUGCGUUUAGCAUUCAUUUUUAGCAUUACAAAUUUCCAGACCCAGACAUAUUUGCAAUCCAUAACAGCCGUCGCCACCGUUCGAAGUGGUGUGCCCGGCGUUCGAAGUGUUCGCAGAGGUGGUCGGGCGGAAUUUAUGGAUAGGAUGAAAUUCAUCUUGUAUAUGCCAAAUGCGGCAUGGGCAUGAGGAACGAAAUUUGUGAUGCCUGUGUUGCUGGAUAAAAAUGAUGAAAGUUGUUCAGCAAGAUAGAACUUGUUUACCUUGCGACUGGUUCAUUUUUUUCCCAUGCUUGUACAACAUUUGGAUGACAAGCAUUUGGUUUUUCCCAUUUCAUAUACACUCGACCACGACAUGACGAUUGACUCGAUGUGGGGGCUGUCGUACCUGACGCAGAGCACGGGCGACGAACAAGAAGACGUGCGAAGGUGUGGGUGAUUUUUUCUUGAAUAUGAUUUGGCUUUUUGUUUUUGAAGAAUUUUCUUUUGCGAAAGUCGAAACAUGCAUCUAGGAUUUCGUCUGAGUUUGUCGUGCAAAAUGCUCCAAUUACCCCGAUGAAAUAUUAAACAUCGCUCAUCAGAGCCUACGCCCUGCUCCUGUCCGGCCAGGCGCAGCGGGACUAUCUGGAGGAACACCAGCCGAAUCUGCUCAUCCGGUGCCUCCUCAACAUUGUCCGCUAUGGCCGAAUAUCAAAUGCAAAAAUGUCUAGGUCUGGAAACUUGUGAUGCUGAGUGGCGUAGCAUGAGGAGGCCACGAGUGCUGGCUCAGCAUGACAAAUUUCUGAGCUUGUAGAUGUUACCUAUUCUGCAUGACAAACAGCGUCUCCGCAUGACAGAAAAGCGCGGCUCUUGGGCAACGUGCGUGACAGAUUUAAGAGUCAUGCCAGAGAAGCAUGACAAACAUUCAUUCUUCCAGACCCAGACAUUUUUACAGUUGAUACCGAAAAGCAGGCGGGGCCGCGGAUACCGGGCCUGUUGUCAAGGACCUCACGUAUGAUCACGCAAGCAGUACGUGGAAAAACGAAGCCACACAAGCCGAGGACUUCUUGCUCACCCAUCCCGCGCUGCGCGUCAUAGGUACUUACUGUAGAAUUCAUCUAGCUGCAGUGUGGUUUGUAAUGUACUUCUUACUAGUGGGGGCGAUGAUAGUAUCCUAUCGUGUGAGCAGCUACAAGAACAUCUUUUGCACAUCUGCACCGUUGUAACUGCAGUGCGCUAUCAACGAACUAGACGAAUCAUGAUGUGGUCCACCAAGUUUUCAAAUGUGAACACUCGGCGGCGGCCCAAGGAACUACAGUAAGUACUUACAACAGUCUUUUUCUUGAUAUUUAUCAAAAUUCUAUUCCGCAGGCAACCUAAUUCAAACACCGGACCACCGAUAUGCCGACAUCUGUAUCCAGUCGGGGUUGCUUCCCGCAUUGAUAUAUGCAUUGCAAAUAUCCCUGAAUGUCUGGAAGGAUGCAACUUGUGAUGCUACAUUUGGACUCCAAAAAAAUUUGUGUUGCAUGAGCAGCAAAUGGAGUAUAAUUUUUGCUACGCGGAGACGAGGGCAUUUGUCAUGCGAAAUAGGCAUCAAGAACCUGUCACAAAAUCUGUGAUGCUACGGCAUGCAUCACAGACAUCAUGGCUCAUGCAGAACGUGCAUGACAAGUCUCAGAAUCUUCCCGACAUCCAGGGAUAUUUGCAAUCCAUAUGAUAACUCUGCUGAAGAACUACGGCGGAUAUCGCAAGAAAAAAGUCUUACAGUUACACAUUGUGCUGCAGGCCAAGCAAGACAGACAAGCUCUGUCAUGCCGGAUAUGCAUGGGAGCCUCGUUUCAUAGCUGUUUUCCCGUACCACUACUAGGAUUUCUGCAUUACAAGUUUUCUCUCUCAACAUGCCGAGAAAUUUGUGUUGCUGAUUUCACUACAAAGGUGUAAGUGUAACACUUUUUUCGUGGGAUUGCGGAGGAGGUAGUACUCAUAGAGGAGCUGCGCCCAGCCCCCCUGGAACCGCUACAAAUCCACCAUGUACAACAAACGGCCAACAAACCACAACACGAACAAAUGGCGGUCCAGUUCUUGCAGGAGUUUCUUCGACGUCGGAGCAAAAAAACCUCCAAAACGGUUUUAGAAGUAUUUCGACAGGGGCGGAGAAUCUGAAUCACGAUCAACAGGCAACAAUAUUUAACCCGCAGCGGAACAAAGCGCGAGAGAAGCAACUUUUGAAGAUCCAGAAAGAAGCCGUGUUAUGCAUUGCAAAAGUAUCGUACUCGUAUAAAUGCAGAUCUUGCAUAACAAAUCUUGUUCCCAAGGCAAAGGCGCAUUGCAAAUUUUAUUUUUCAUGCUGAGGAAAUUUGUGAUGCAUUUAUACGAGUGCGAUGCUUUUGCAAUUUAUACGUGUGGGUGCUCAGCAAUAUUGCGGCCGGGUCGCCGCAUCAAGUGAAAUUGUUGGUCGAGCCUUUGUAUCAAAUGCAAAAAUGUCUCGGUCUGGAACAAGGCAACUUGUCAUGCUAAAUCUGAAUGAUGUAAAAAUUUGUGUUGCGUGAUGACCAAAAGAUGUCCACUUUUUAUCUAAUCGAGAGGCAGUUUCUCAUGCAGGAUAGGCAUGAUGGAACUCUCACAGAAUCUGUCAUGCUAUGUCCUACAUGCCAGACCUAAUGGAUCAUGGAAAACCUGCAUGACAACCCUGGCACUUUUCCAGACCCAGACAUAUUUGCAUUUGAUACUUUGAAGAUGCUCCCGCAGUUGUGUCGCUGCCGUUGUCCGGAGACGGGGAAAGUUUACAUGCAGGACGUUUUCGACGUGAUCAAAGACGACUUCAUUCUGCCGGGCUUGAAACCGAGGGUGCUCAUGCAGGAAGCGGGCUACGUGUUCGCGAACGCGGUGUGUUCUGCCGCGGCGAAUAACAUCCUGGUUUGCAUUCCCACCGACUACUCCGCUUUCAACCAGCAAAAGGAAGAUCACAAUUUUGAUCAUUUGCAAGAACCUCCUUUCAAUGGUGCGGGAAGAAAUAGCUGUAACUACAACAUGUCCAACAUUCAUUCGGGCAGAACCUCUACAACAAUAGAACCACAGGAGGUCGUCGUGCAUCAAGGUCAACAUCAUCAUCAAAACUUCCUUCCCGACAGGAGCACCACGACGACCUCUUCGACCUCGAUGCUUGUUGUUUCCUCGCCGGUGGAAGUUGUAGAUGACUACAAACAGGGUAGAACUUCGACGACCUCAACCUCCUCGCUGUCCAGCACGAAAACCACGAGCAAGAGAGAGGUCCCGCUGAUCGAAACGCUGAUCUUCAAAAAGGACUGCUACCGACUGAUCUCGCUGGUGCUGAAGGGCGAAAUCAAAGCGAACCGCAGCACCGGGUCGGAGCGCCUGAUUCAGGCUUGCUUGGACGCGAUUAUCAAAUGCAAAAAUGUUUGGGUCUCAAGGUCGUGCUGCUUUUGCAUGACACAGAAGGUCUGGCAUGGAAGCUCUAGCAUCACAGGUUUCGAGAAGCUUCCGCAAUGCCGAAUCCGCAUGACAAAUCCCCCACUGUGGUGACAGAAAGUGGGCAGCUUUUGCUGCCUAUGCAUGAGGGAUUUUUCUGUGUUCUGAAAUGCGCAGCACAAGUUUGUAUUCUCCCAGACCCAGGCACAUUUGCAAUCCAUAGCGAUUAUGGAGGGGCUGAAAUGGGACGACUUGACAAGGCAGUUGGGGGAGGGCAAAGAAGAUGAAAUGAGCGCUGCAAAAAUCACCGGGGGUAGAAACUACAAGUCCGUGAAGCAGAUAAUCGAGGAGAACGGUUUGAUCGUAUCAAAAUGAAAAAUCCCCCCUUCCCAUAUGAAAAUGAAAAUCCGUGUUGCGGGAUUUGUGUACACAAAUCAGCUUUGUUCUGCAGUAGAGGAGUACAGGCAGAUACAAAGCCUGGAGAGGGGCGCUUUCUGGAGGUGGCCGCUUCGCACCAUGGCAGACGUCUGCCCUGUAGGCGCAAUAGCGCCUAAAAAUGCGGAAGGAGGCUCUGGCUUUGCUCUCUUGCAAGACAGAACCUAGCUGUGGCCGCAAAUCUGCAUGACAAAUUUUCAGAAGGGUGCGCUUUCGAUAUGGGGAGGGGGUUUUUUUUCUCAGAAUAGAUCGAGUCCGUGCUUCAUAACGUCACCGACAACACGAAGGAGGAAUCGGAAUCUUGCCGGAAAGCCACGGCUAUCAACUGCAAAUAUGUUUGGGGCUCCUGGAAAGUUGGAACUUGUAUAUGCUCGUCUGACUUUCGUGUGAGAUUUGUAUUGCAUGACCAACAACAAAAGUCGCAGCCUCGUCUCUGGUCAGACAAAAACGCAGUUUUCCAUGCGGGCUGCGUAUGAGAAAGCGUUCCGGACGAUGAAACUUGUCAUGCUUGGCUGCGUUCGGAAGUGUUUUCAUCAUUCACAAUUCAGCAUCACAAAUCUCCGGACCCAGAUGACAUGUUUGCAUGUGAUAACUGCGAUUCUUCAGCGGUGGUUCUCAUCCGCCUCGGGCAUGAGCGAUGGGUUAUGCCUUGCAAAAGUACUUUCGCAGUCGUAGUAAUCGCAGCCUUGCAUUACAAAUCUUCGCCCCAAGGUAGAUCAGCACGACAAAUUCCAUUUGUCGUGCUGAGCUAACUUGUGAUGCAAUUACUACUGCAGAUGAAGCGCGAUACUUUUGCACAGGAUAUGGGUUCGACGAGGAGGACAAUUUUCUGCUUCAAGAAGAUUUCGUACGACAAUGCACAACUCCCCCUCCCCCUCAUUUGUCAUGCAAAAUACCAAAUCCACCCCUUUCUCUUAAGCAUUGCUUGCAUGACAGAUUCCGAAAGCUGAAACAGCACCAGAAUCGGUCACUAAUUUGUCAUGCAAAAGCUGCACUUGUGUUGCUGCUUAUGGCCUUCAAAUGAGCGGGAGGGGGUGUUGUGCACUCUCAUAUUUCGAAAACGCCAUUGCCAGCAGCUUGUUCGAUACUGCCAUGGGAACAUCCAACAGAAGCAUUGCUGCAGCUUCUUGUGAGGAACGAGUAGAAAACGACACGAUCAAGAUGACCGGGGGGAUUUUUGGAGGUGGCUCAUCAACAUCUCACCCGCCUCCGAUGGCGAUGGCGACGGGGCAAGAAAAUUUUGUCUUCGAUUUUACCGAGGGACGGAGCACUACUGGGAACAAUCCGGGAAGUUGUGGAGCGAAUUUCAACAAAGCAGGACAACAAGUUCUUGUAAAAGACGACCCGUUUGCGCUUUCCCGGCAGCAUUUCUCGUUCGGGAGCGGGACGACCUGAGAAAACUUUAUUUAUCCGACGACUAGCAUCAGCGUUCAAGAAGCUAGAUCUGGAAUGUGAAUGAGUUUCAAUUUCUGCGAAAGGUGGAGGCUCUGGGUUUUAUGUACUUUUUACCUCAAUAAACUACAACGCGAUAAUAUUCGAAGAAUGAAAAAUUUUGCAUUUCCAACAUCCAGAGGACAAACAAUGCCAAUUAAGUUUAAGAAUACUAAGUAGUAGCAUGAUGCGGCCGUCGUGGUGGCUUUGGCUUUUGCUCUUCCGAGAAAGGUUUUGCCGAAAUAAACGAAUCUUCGAGCGGGGCCACUGUAUGCAGGCCACUGCUUAUGGUCCACGUGCAGACUACUUAGUUCGUCAUGCAGACUUGACCGCUGCAUGCAGAUCGAUCAUUGUACACAUGCAGUCCUAAAAAUUGACAUCUUCUGUUUCAAACUAAAUCCUUUGUUUGCUUAGAAAGGAAAUGAAACUCAAGAGAAGAAAAAGGAGAGUGCUUAGUAGGUGGAUGAAUCUCCUGCUCUGCACCAUUUCUGCCCGGAAUCUGUCAGCGACUUUUCGCGACGACUAGAAAUUUCAAGCUCGACGAGCAGGAAACGAACCGAAAUUUUAGCAUGACUUUACGCUUCUAUAAUCAGUUGAAGGAAGGUUUUAU